Messenger RNA from Sphaeramia orbicularis (orbiculate cardinalfish), 4643 nucleotides. It is a transcript of the gene slc38a3b, whose product is annotated as solute carrier family 38 member 3b. Gene Ontology annotation, biological process: histidine transport; asparagine transport; amino acid transmembrane transport. The record is from RefSeq and is a predicted model, not a curated record. Gene Ontology annotation, cellular component: plasma membrane. The transcript is spliced from 17 exons. Lineage: Eukaryota; Metazoa; Chordata; Actinopteri; Kurtiformes; Apogonidae. Gene Ontology annotation, molecular function: L-histidine transmembrane transporter activity; L-asparagine transmembrane transporter activity; L-glutamine transmembrane transporter activity. The coding region runs from base 488 to 2032 and encodes 514 amino acids.
UCAUUCUUUGAUUUACGCACGUCUCCUGUGCGUUAUUAUAGCGCCUUGACAGUUUCCUUACGCUGAGAAACCAGUAUCCACAGGUUUUCCUAUCACUUCCCUUCACCUAAACGUGGAAACACACACGUCGUGCAGCGAGGCCAGCUAUAGGAGGACAAAGGAGGCGGACCUAAAGCGACCCCCACAGUUGAGCUUCUGAGGGUUUACAAUGCCGACCAUUUCUGAAAGCGCAAAUUUAGCUGCUGCCUUGGAGCGCGACGGUCCCAAUGUGCGCAAAUAUCCACGAAUGUAGUUGGUAUCUCUGUAAGUGAAAACAGAGAGGAAAGUCAAGAAAGAAAGGAAACAGGUCCUGGUAAUCACAGUAUUUCAUCUCAUCAGUGGAAUUAACCUGAAAGCUUCGCGUCAAGAACCUGUGAUAUUCAAGAUAUUGUGUAACUCAAGAGGCUAACCUUUGCUGAACCAAAAACAAUCUCUUGCAUCUUGGAAGAUGGAACCUUCUCAGUCUGAGAUGAACAUUUUAUCCAAUGGAAAAAGUCAUGACCUGGGCGAUGACAUGAGUGUGCCAAUGAAGACACUGCUGGAGGAGGAUCAAAAUGGCACGCAAGCAGUCAGGUAUGAUGACCCUGAUGGCGUACUUGAAAGUGCAGAAUUUUUACCCAGUGGAGAUGGAAAGAAACCCAUACGCUUCACAGAUUUUGAAGGAAAGACCUCUUUCGGCAUGUCUGUCUUUAACCUGGGUAAUGCCAUCAUGGGCAGUGGAAUCCUGGGGUUGGCUUAUGCUAUGGCUAACACAGGCAUACUCCUGUUUCUGUUUCUUCUGUCUGCUGUGGCAGCCCUCUCAUCUUAUUCCAUUCAUCUGUUGCUCAAAUCCUCUGGCAUUGUGGGAAUUCGAGCUUAUGAACAGCUUGGGUACAGAGCCUUCGGCACUCCAGGAAAAAUGGCUGCUGGUAUAGCGAUUACCCUGCAGAAUAUUGGAGCUAUGUCCAGCUACCUGUACAUCGUUAAAUCUGAGUUGCCACUGGUCAUCCAAGCUUUCUUAAAGGAAGAUCCCAAUUCUGACCUGUGGUACUUGAAUGGAAACUACCUGGUCAUCAUGGUCUCUGCAUCCAUCAUCCUGCCCCUGGCUUUAAUGAAGCAGCUGGGUUACCUCGGCUACACCAGUGGAUUUUCCCUGAGCUGCAUGGUGUUUUUUCUCAGUGCUGUUAUCUAUAAGAAGUUCCAGAUUCCCUGCCCAUUCGAAGAGUUCUCAGUUAACGGAACAGCCUCCCACCUUAAUGUCUCAAGCCACGACCACGAUUAUAACAACGGCCUGGUUCACGAAAACACAGAGGAUGACCACUGCUCCCCACGCAUGUUCACCAUCAACUCUCAGACAGCAUACACUGUCCCCAUCUUGGCUUUUGCCUUUGUUUGCCACCCUGAGGUUCUGCCUAUCUACACUGAGCUCCGCAAUCCAUCAAAGAAGAAGAUGCAGAAAGUGUCCAACAUCUCCAUCUUUGUUAUGUACUCCAUGUACUUCCUGGCCGCUCUGUUUGGUUACCUGACCUUUUAUGGCCAUGUGGAGCCUGAGCUGCUGCACACUUACAGCCGUAUUGAUCCUUAUGACACUUUGAUCCUGUGUGUGCGAGUGGCCGUCCUUACUGCUGUCACACUGACCGUCCCUAUCGUGCUGUUUCCUGUGCGUAGAGCCAUCCAGCACAUGCUGUUCCCUGCCAAGUCUUUCAACUGGUUACGCCACAUUGCCAUUGCUGUCAUUCUGCUGACCUUAAUAAACAUGUUGGUUAUAUUUGCUCCAAACAUUCUGGGCAUCUUUGGCGUCAUUGGUGCCACAUCUGCUCCCUGCCUCAUCUUCAUCUUCCCCGCCGUCUUUUACAUCCGCAUUGUUCCUGAAGACAAAGAGCCUCUGAGGUCUCCAUCUAAGAUUGUGGCUGUCUGUUUUGCGGCUCUGGGCGUCUCCUUCAUGGUCAUGAGUCUGAGCUUCAUCAUCAUGGAUUGGACAUCGGGGACCAGUCACGCCGCCGGAGGUCACUAGAUCCUGUGUCAGUGCGUGUAGGCUUGGCAAAGGGUUGGGGAGGGGGCCUGGUCAAUGUAAAGGGAGCACUGUGAUCUCAGUGGGAACACACUACAACUGCCAAGUACAGAGAUGAGGUUUGAAAAUUGUACUCUUAUACUGAUCAAUUUAAAUUAACUUGAAGGUAUACUUAACAGAUGUCCAACCAAAAUAGAUUUACUAUAACGUUCAGUAAUUCAGUUAAAGUAAUGCAAUAAUAAUGCAAUGUUUUUUGAAUAUUCAGGACUGAACAGGGUCUUUUUUAUAACCAUCUGAUGGUGCAACUAAAUCCAUCCAUGAUGGUGACACAGUCCUUUCCUGUUGCUUCCUUUUUAUUUACUCACAGAUAACUGCAGCUGGUACUGUACAGAGAAAGCCAACAUGGUUGUCUUUCAGACUGAAAACAGGAAGGCAUUUAGAUAUGGAUACGAAAGAACGUAAUGUUAUUUUCACACAAUGUUAUUCAAGAAACGCACAAAUGGAGGACAGUAUAGAAAGAGGUUUGAGAACUCAACUGUUUAUCUUCACGUUUUAAGAGACAAAAAAGUGCUUAAUGGCCUUAGAAAGCAGCUGACAUUUCAUUUUCAUGAUGUGCCAGUUGUUGUGUAAUGUAAUAUCAAACAGUCUUUUGUUCCAGAUCAGUUAACUCUCUUCAGACACUCUGGUGCCUUUUAGUAUUUGGAACAAACACACAAACAUACAGUAAAACAGGAAUGUAUAUUUAUUUAGCAACUAUAGCUGUGUUUUUAAUUUCAAAUCAACUAUAUUUAACUACUCUUUAUGUUAAGGUUAAUGAUCCAAAAGAACUGUAUAUGAUUUUAUUGUUCUUUUAUUUUGUAGUGGAUGGAAGAUGUUAUAGUUUGAUAAUAUUUUAUAGCUUUGAUCAAAUACAAAGACUUUAAUUUGGGGAUUUGAUUCCCUGCUUUGUAAAACAGUGCACCAACCUUUAGCUUUGAAUAUGAAACACAGAACAAUUCAAGCGUAUAACCACUUGAAUUAUUGAUAUGCAGUUUGCAUUUCAAUGUACUGAUACCCGUCUUUCUCACUAUAGUAUUUUAAUCAGAAGUUCUUAUAGUGUCCAAAUGUCUGUUUCAGCCCUUCAUCGUACAAGUAACUUGCACUGAGUCAAAAUGCAAACAUGUCUAUUAUUAAAAAGAAGAAGAAAAAUGAAAAAAAUCUACAGUGCCAAAUAGCGGUUUCAUUUAAAAAGAAAAAACAAAAAACAAAACAGGAAAUAUUUUCUUACUCACAGUUGUAUCAGCCAUUGUUUUGGUUUUGCUUUUAAUUUUUUGUGGUAAUCUGGGUAGACUGGUCCACUAAAUGAAGCUCUGUGAGUUUAAUCAGUCACUGGCCAAAAAUAUGAAUUUGUAAAGACAAAACCCACUGGUGGGUGUGGCAGAUUUAUGUUCAUUUCAGUAGUAUGGAAGUAUACAGUAUAUCGUGCUUUCGUGAAUCUGCUUUCAAGUCGUUGAAGUAUUUUGGUUGAAGUAUUUUGAUCUGCUUCUGCCCUUGUUGAAUAUUUAGACAGGACUUUAAUGUUUUGCAUGUUUGUUCUUGUCCAGUCUGUGAAGUAUUUACUAUAGUGAACAGCACAGUUUCAAAGAGUUUCAAUUCAACCGUCGUGCAUAAUGUACAUGUCACCGUGUUAAUGUGCAUUUGGCGUCUUCUAGUGAAGUGUUUGGAAUCUACUCUGUGCUGUAGUAACAAAAGUGUUACAUUGGUAAAAAGAAGCCCUUCUUAAAAUGAAACCAUCCUAAAUGUUUCAGACAGUUUUGUGAUGUUAUGUCAGUGAUGAAACAUCAGCUUGGACCUAAUUUAGGGAUGUGGGUGAGAACUUCGAAAACUCUUUAAAUACAUAUUGCAUUUUAUUAUAUAUGAAGACAAAAAAUAAGUUAGUUUUAUAGAACAGAACAAAGUUAUAAUUCUAAAAAUAAAUAUAUGAAUGAAUAUAUUUUUUGCUGCUUGUACCCAAAAAUGGUUUUACAUUCUCUCAUAACUCUCAGGCUUCAAAAAAUUUCAUUGUAAAUCAUUACUUCUCUCAUUUUAUUUAUAUAUUACUGUAUUUUAUGUUUGUUUAAUAGAUUUGAUUUCUGAUCAAAGUGUCUCUACAGAGGAAAUAUGAACAACAGCAGGAAAAUAUUUAGUGCACAUAUUAACCUCCGUCCCUUGCUUUUCCAAAUGCAUUUGUGGUGAUUGAGGUGUUGAUGAAGGUUUAAUGUUGUUAUGUUUAGUGAAAAAAAAAAAAGUUCACUUUAAGGGAUCAUGCCAAAAUAACAACUGACUACCUACUGCUUUAAAUGCCUUUAACUUUUAAACCGAUACCACAGUUUUAAUACCAGGAGUCAUAUCAAAUAUGCAUUUAAUGCUCCUAAUCUAUGUGAUAUUUUAUUAUGGCUGUUGUUCAGAAAUAAAUCUUUGGAAAUGACAUGACUAUAACUACAAUAUAUGGAAUUUGAAGAAUAAGACAAGGCUUUAUAUAAAUGUGUAUAAAUGUAAACUUUUUAUAUUUGUAAUGCAUAUUUACAGUAGCUUGUAAAGUGUAAAUAGCAGGGACAGUUUUAGUUUGACAAUAAAAUAAUUGUAGAUGUUUUUA